CUCUCUCUGAAGUGGUCCGCUCCACACCCUUCAUAGCAGACAGCAUGGUGUGGAGAAUACUAAUGACAAAGACUAUACCUAGAUCCUGCCCUGUGCUUUCUUCUCUAACGGACUGUGUGUGUGUUUUGUGUGCGUGUGUGUGUGUGUGCGUGUGUGUGUGUGUGUGUACCUCCAUGUCCCCUCAGCAGGAGAUCCUGUACCAGUACCCAGUGUCUGAGGCAUCCAGCCAGCUGAAGGGAGUCAGAGGGAUCUUCCUUACUCUGUCUGACAUGCUGGAGAAUGUCACUGGGGGACAGAUAGUCAGGUAAUGUAGAAAAUUCCCCACCCACUCUUGACUGAUUUCCACCUAUCACCAAUUAGACCCACUUCAAGCGGCUCUGAGAUCUACCGAAGUCCUAAAUAUAGAAAUUCCAUUAGUUCAUACCAUGAUUGUAUUUCUCCUCUGUCUUUCCCCCUGCACCUGUUCCUCCUCCCACUCCCUCUUUUUUUGUCUGCAUUCUACCCCUCUACCUUCUUUUUCCCCUCCUCCCCUCCCCCUCUCCUCAGCUCCUCUCUUCUGCUCAGUAAACAGCUGGUCCAUGUGGGCUACUGGAAGGAGAGCAACAACCUGCUAGUGAUCGGCCUGCCUGCUGAAAGGUACCAACACAUCAAAGUCAUCCAAAGUCCUUCACAGCAUCGGAUGCAUGCUUCCAUAUUCAAUACACUGUCUCAGCCAAUCCCAUAUGUUAGCUAAAUGUUAUAUCCCUUCCAGAAUAUUUGAUUAAUAAAAUGGUCGGUCAGUAGCUGAAGUUCUGAGUGUUUUUUGGCCUCCUCGUGGAUGUGACUGUUUCAUCUCUCUUAUUCUUCUCCAGGGUUCCUCUGUUGUAUCUGCAGACGGUAGUAGGAGGUGUAGUGAGGACUCUCAACGUGAUGUACGGCUGUCUGGACAGGUCUGUUGUGCUGACAGCUCAGGGAAGCAUCCUGAAUUUGACCAACAGUAGUGCACUAAUAGGGAAUAGGGUGCCAUUUCGAACGCAGGUUUGAUUUCCUGGUUCAAGCGGUCCAAGUCUUUCUGGCUUCCCAUUUGAAGCAAGAUAAUUUAUACUGUUACAUUACAUCAAACCUAAACAGGUUGUUGCCUUCUUUUAACCAACCACUUCUUUCUCUCCCUCCUUCUGUCUCCGCCUCCCUCCAUCCCUCCCUCCCUCCUUCCUCCCUCCCUCUCUCUCCUCCACCCCUUCAUCUCAUCUCUCCCUCUACCACACCGUCCCUUCCUCCAUCCUUCCCUUUCUCCUCCUCCUGUCUCCAUCCCUCCCUCUAUCGCCAUCGCUCCUUCCUCUCCUCCACAGUGCGUUCUGCGAGGCGGACCACGCCCCCAGACUGGACCAUUUCUUCUGCCUGUUCUUCCAGAAGCUCAUCCAGCCUUCCAGGUUGAGUGACAGCUUCGGGGCCACGCCCCCUGACGUAUCGGGGACUCUCUUCCUGGACGGACUGCCAGCGGUCCAGUGGCUCACUCUGCCCCCUGAGAUAAAGGUCUGGAUGGGCCACCACUUUGGGCCAUAGUUGUGAUGAAACUUUUAAGAGCUCUUCUUUAUUGACGUCUUCACCAUUUGAUGUUUGUGCCUCGCUUGUUAAGUCUUCUGAAAUGUUUUAGGUCGUAGGAUGUUUUAGGCUGUCAAGUCAGUGAUACGUUUAGGAAUUUGCUCUUGCAAUAAUAUAUUUAAUGGGCUGUUUUUCCACCUUGUUGGAUUUAUGUAUUGUCUUUGCUGCCCUCUGCUGUCUGGCGGUAAAAACGACGUGCUCCUUGCCAGCAAUUCAGGCAAUUUUCCAUGUCUAGCUUCAGAGCAUGUCUGACUACAGCCUUUGUGAAUGCAGAAAUAAGUCUGUCUCUGAUAUAGAAUUAGAAUAUUGUGUCUGAAUUCUACUUCUAUGGUCUCUGAUUAUCUAUCCACAGAUGGAGGUGGAUACCAUUCUCUCAGACUUUGAAUCAUCAGAUUUUGGAGAAAUGGUAAGUCAAAUAAUUACAUAGGGCUUUAGUCAAAGCAGUGCACUGUGUAGGGAAUAGGGUGCCAUUUUGGAAGCAGACAAGGUGUCAUACUGAUUCCCUUUCCCAUUAAACUAAGCCACAAGCUGUCUCCUCCCCUGUGUAGGGUCUAGUAGUGAGAGGAGAAGGUGAGUAUUUCUGGACUGGCCUGUAUAUUUCAUGUAAUGGAGGAUUAGAUCUUCUUUAUACCUGUAUCCUCUAGCUGAUUCAAUUAAGCAGGGCUGAGAGAGAGGGAGGGAGGGUGGCGGAGAGAGCGUGGGGGAGAAGGAGGAGGGGGAUAGAAGGAUAGAGUGGCAGGAAUAAGAUUCACUACACAAUCAUUCAUGUCUGACCUAAAACUGAUAAUGAAGUUUCUCUCUCUUCUCCCUCUCACUACCUCUCUCUUCUCUCUUUCUCUCUCUUUCCUCUCUCUCUCUCUCAAUCUCUCUCCUCUCCCUCCUCUCUCUCCCUCUCUCCUCUCUUUCUCUCUCUCUCUCUCUCUAUCUGGCAGUCAGAGGACUUCUAUGGCAUGAGGCGUAUCUACGUGGCACUGGGCUCCUGUCUGUUCUACAAGGUUGAGUGUCGUGUCACACACACACACACACACACACACACACACACACUCACCUGACUACUAUCUGCUGGGCCGCUCUCCUUUCCACACACACACCUGGGCCCAAAGUGAAACUCGAAACCUCACAGAAGGGACAGACAGACACCCUUGGAUGGAUAGGAAGAAAGAGCCAGUUAAAUAUGAUUAUAUACAGUGUAUUUGGAAAGUAUUCAGAGUCCUUGACUUUUUCCACAUUUUGUUACGUUACAGCCUUAUUCUAAAAUUGAUAUAUAUAUAUAUUUUUUUAUCAAUCUACACACAACACCCCAUAAUGACAAAGCAAAAACAGGUUUUUAUAAAUUUUUGCACAUUUAUAAAAAAUUAAAAACUGAAAUACCUUAUCUACAUACGUAUUCAGACCCUUUGCUAUGAGACUCGAAAUUGAGCUCAAGUGCAUCCUGUUUCCAUUGAUCAUCCUUGAAAUGUUUCUUCAAAUUGAUUGGAGUCCACCUGUGGUAAAUUCAAUUGAUUGGACAUGAUUUGGAAAGGCACACACCUGUCUAUAUAAGGUCCCACAGUUGACAGUGCAUGUCAGAUCAAAAACCAAGCCAUGAUGUCGAAGGAAUUGUCUGUUGAGCUCCGAGACAGGAUUGUGUCAAGGAACAGAUCUGGGGAAAGGUAGCAAAAAAAGGUCCCGAAGAACACAGUGGCCUCCAUCAUUCUUAAAUGGAAGAAGUUUGGAACCACCAAGACUCUUCCUAGAGCUGGCCGCCCGGCCAAACUGAGCAAUCGGGGGAGAAGGGCCUUGGUCUGGGAGGUGACCAAGAACCCGAUAGUCACUCUGACAGAGCUCCAGAAUUCCUUUGUGGUGAUGGGAGAACCUUCCAGAAGGACAACCAUCUCUGCAGCACUCCACCAAUCAGGCCUUUAUGGUAGAGUGGCCAGACGGAAGCCACUCCUCAGUAAAAGGCACAUGACAGCCCGUUUGUAGUUUGCCAAAAGGCACCUAAAGGCUCUCAGACCAUGAGAAACAAGAUUCUCUGGUCUGAUGAAACCAAGAUUGAACUCUUUGGCCUGAAUGCCAAGUGUCACGUCUGGAGGAAACCUGGCACCAUCCCUACAGUGAAACGUGGUGGCAGCAUCAUGCUAUGGGGAUGUUUUUCAGCGGCAUGGACCAGGAGACUAGUCAGGAUCGAGGGAAAGAUGAACGGAGCAAAGUACCGAGAGAUCCUUGAUGAAAUCCUGCUCCAGAGCGCUCAGGACCUCAGACUGGGGUGAAGGUUCACCUUCCAACAGGACAAUGACCCUAAGCACACAGCCAAGACAACACAGGAGUGGCUUCGGAACAAGUCUCUGAAUGUCCUUGAGUGGCCCAGCCAGAGCCUGACUUGAACCCAAUCUAACAUCUUCGGAGAGACCUGAAAAUAGCUGUGCAGCGACGCUCCCCAUCCAACCUGACAGAACUUGAGAGGAUCUGCAGAGAAGAAUGGGAGCAACUCCCCAAAUACAGGUGUGCCAAGCUUGAAGUGUCAUACCCAAGAAGACUCAAGGCUGUAAUCGCUGCCAAAGGUGCUUCAACAAAGUACUGAGUAAAGGGUCUGAAUACCUAUGUAAAUUUCAAGUAUAAAUGUUCAACAUUUUCUACAAACCUGUUUUUGCUCUGUCAUUAUGGGGUAUUGUGUGUAGAUUGAUGAGGAGGAAAAAACUAUUUAAUCCAUUUUAGAAUAAGGCUGUAACGUAACAAAUUGUGGAAAAAGUCAAGGGGUCUGAAUACUUUCCGAAUGCACUGUAGAUGGGAUAUCAUCACCCAGGAUAACAUGCUGUACCCCCUUAUUCUCUGGAUGGAAAAUCAUCCGCCUAACAAUUGAUGCUGAAUUAUUAAUGAUUUGUAGAAAUAGGUUGUUCACUUUGUUCAAGUCUCCAUCCUCAUGACCUUUGUAUAGAGAGAGUCUGGCACUCUAAUACGAUGGGGUUGUGUUAGUAAAAAUAGGAAAAUAUUCUAUAUUCAUUGUGUUAUCUGUGUGUGUGUGUGUUCUCUGUCUCUCUACGUGUAUGUCUCUGUGCCUGUGUCCAACCCCAGGGCUAUCUGAUUGCGAACCACCUCCCCAAGGAGGACCUGCUGGAUGUCUGUCUGUACUGCCAGCACUACUGUCUCCUCCCCCUGGCUGCAGAGCAGCGCGUGGGCCAGCUGGUCAUCUGGAGGGAGGUGUUCCCUCGCCACCGCUCACAGAACUACCAGACCCAGAAGGACCAGAACCAGACCAAGAACAACCACUGUACCAUGCCUGGCUACUGCCUGCCCCAGGGACGCUACUUCCUACUCAUAGUGGGACUGGUAAGACCAUAGAUACAUACAUAUAAAAGGACAUAUAGAAUCAUGCAUUCUCUAUGAAGACCCUCUUUUCCUUUAGUUACACUAAUGAGUGUCUCCUUUUGUUUUUGUGUAAUUUCUUGCUGUUUUUCGCUAACGUUCUUUCCUUCUCUCCUCCUCUUUCUCUUUCCCCUCUAGCUGUCUCUCAGACAGACAUCCAACAUUUGACUCUAGUUUUGUGUUCCAGGAUACCAACUACUCACAGACAUCUGUUAUCCCAUACAUUCUCUCUCUCUCCUUCUCUCUUUCUACCUCUCCCUCUCCCCCAGAGGCACUUCAUGCAGUGUGUGCUCCUGGAGGAGGGUGGCUGUGCGGCCUCGGCCAUGGAGGCCCCUGGGCCUGACUGUGUGUACGUGGACCAGGUCAAGGCUACCCUCCUACAGCUGGAGGAGCUGGACGUCGGGAUGGAGGAACGCCUGGCCGCCCCACCUGCCCCUUGCCUCUCUUGUGCUGACUGGUUCCUCCCCUCCUCCGCCCGUGACAAGUUAGUUUCAGUUUGACAAUUUUAAAAACAUUUUUUCUUUUUUUAUUGAGGAUGACACAAAAAGUUCAGUUUCCAUUGUGGUCCUCAGGUUAGACACCCUGGCCGCCUCGUCCCCUGUCCUCAGCAAGCUGGCCGGGGUCGUGAAGCCACCCUCCUCGGCCCAGGGAGGAGGAAAGGUGGUGGGCCGGAGCCUGUUUGGAGGAGGCGCCCGGAGACCUAGCCCCCAGAGGAGUCAGUCAGACAGUGGGAGCGAGGGACAGCCGGACGGGGGUGUAGGAAGGCCAACUGGACUCAGUCCACACUCCACCCCGGACUCGGCCCGGAAGCUGGUCGGGCAGAGAGACUCGCUGGGUUCUGGAGGAUCUGAUGGGAGUCAAGGCAGUGGGAGCAUUUUCAAGGUAGGGUCUUAACCUUCUUUCCCCGAUUGCGUCUCUCAUCCUUAUAUCUAUAAAAGAAAUGGGUUAUGGGUUUUGUCGAAUACCAAUGGAGCUUUUAUUGUUUCCCACCUCCCCUUAGAUUCCCAGGAUGAAGCAUCCUAACCCGUUCUACCUGGGCACCCUGAAGAAGUGUCUGACAGAGAGAGAGGAGGAGAUGUACAACACUAUGAAGUGAGUGAAACAGGCCAGCAGUGUUAGAAGUUAGUUUAUCCUUCCCUGUUGUAAUAAUGUUCUAACUCUCCUCUCUGCUGUGGUCCUAUUCUUUCAUUCCAUCCUAUUCUAUUCCACCCCAUUCUCUUCUAUUCCAUGCCAUCUCAUUCCAUUCCACUCUCUCUGUUCUGUGUUGGCCAGGUUGACGUCUGGGGCAGAGAACACUCUGUUCCACUAUGUGCUGAUGGAGACGGUGCAGGGUAUCUUCAUCGCUCCUACACACAGGGAACUGGCCCAGCUCAGCGGCUCCAUCCACCCUCAGCUCAUUCGCAACUUCCACCACUGCUGUCUCUCCAUACGGGCUGCCUUCCAGCAGAGUCUGCCGCCAAGGGUAAGAUACAGAACGGAAGACACACACACACACACAGUGGUGAUUUUAGCAUGGAAAUCUUGGUGGGGCAAACUCAAAAAAAAAUUGGGAUGCAUGCCAGCAAAGCCACUACGCAACACUAAACAAUACAUUAAUUGCACUAUAACGGUGACAAACGGUGCCCAUAAACUGUUAGGGCCUACAUAAAGCUGUCCCGACAGCGGAGCUUUCCUUUCAGCACCAUGGCUAUCAGCGGAGCCUCAUCUGGCAGUGAAACAGUUCAUUCAGCCUCAUUUACUGCCUUUUUAAAAAACAUAGCUGAUAUGGCUGACUUGCUUAAAUAAAUAUGGUUUCUACGGACUCCUUGUGGAUUUGUGUAACUCAAUAAGAACCACAUUCUCCUUCAAUGAUAACGAAUGCUGACAUGAGUUUUGACCUUUGAACCGUACACAAAUAUUAUUACAUUUAUAAUGUUUAAUCUUAUAUCAUUAACACUUAGAGAGAGAGAGGGAGAGAGAGAGAUAGAGAUUUUGGGGUCAUAGAGCAAAAUCGUGUUCGUGAGAGUCUCCCCUUUCCAUAGUAGGGUCAUAUUAGUUUGUAAUAAUACUUCCGUAGAUGCGGAAGGCCGACAUAGGCGGAUGCGGUGGAUUGAGUUGCAGCCCACCCAAAAAAACCUUACAUCUCUAGCUUAAACUGACAGAUUUUCAUGUGGAUUUUCUAUAAUAAUAAUAAUAUAAAAUGCCAUUUAGCAGACGCUUUUAUCCAAAGCGACUUACAGUCAUGCGUGCAUACAUUUUUGUGUAUGGGUGGUCCCGGGGAUCGAACCCACUACUUUGGCGUUACAAGCGCCGUGCUCUACCAGUUGAGCUACAGAGGACCACAAGACACUUAGAUUGACGCAUGGGUGCGUCAAUAGACUCUUAAGGAUUAAUGAGCGAGCUAAGAUGGACAUAGUUAAUAUAACUAUUUGUUCAGCACUUUUGAAAUGUACAGCGACAGAAUUCAGAACAUGGGCCGUUCUUACAGUAUUCUCCCUGUACACCAAUUCAGAACCGUAGGAUAAAUAAAGGGGGCAUAUAAGCAGACAAUGAAAGCUCUUACAAUAUUUGAUGACAUUUUUCUAAAACAGGCUAUAGGCUACAUGUACACCAUUAAGUCAGAACAGUAGGCUAAGUUAUGAGGGGGAGAUGGACCAAAUUCUUAGGGAGAGACACUAACAGCUACAUUACAUCAUUUAUGGAGCUGUAUACAAGACAUAUUUUUGGACUCACAAUGUUGUGCUGUGCUCACUUGAACGUGGCUUGGCGGGCCUUCUUAUGGGCAAACUUUGUCAACAAAGUCUGGCGUUCUAUGGAUUUAUGAUGCUUUCAAGACAACUGGGAACUCAGAAAAAAACAAGGUUGAAUCAUGACGUCAUUGAUCUUCAGGUCGGAGCUCUAGAAAGAGGCCAGAGUUCCCAACUUGGAAUUCCGAGUUGGAUGACCUGUUGAAAAGAAUAAAUCCCAGUCAGAGCUAGUUUCUUUUCCCGAGUUCGCAGUUGUCUUGAACGCACUGAAGUCUGAGAUUUCUGAGUUUCCAGUUUUGAACUCGGCAGAAGUCAUGCCAGAUUGACAGCAUGGCCAAUGUAUUCAACCUUUUCUGGCCCAUGGUGUUGUGUGUGAAUGUUUAUCCUUUUAAGCUUGGAAAAGAGACCCUUUCAGACAGAUGUUUUAAAUCCUUUAACCCAGACUUGGACCACACACCCUCUCCACUGAAUAGCAGGCAGGGGAAGCCAGAUAGAUUGCUUUGUGACGCUUGCAAUUAGCCAUAGAUUCCUUCCAAACCACUCAUUGCUAAAUUUGUGACUUCUGACUUGUUGUGUGAUGGGUUCGAUCCCUGGGACCAUCCAUACGUAAAAAUGUAUGCACACAUGACUGUAAGUCGCUUUGGAUAAAAGCAUCUGCUAAAUGGCAUAUUAUUAUAUUAUUAUGGCCGAUGAGCACCGAUACGUUUUAUCUAUAAAUUCUCUUCAUAUGACAAGGAUUAAAAAGGAUUUGCCAGUAGAUUGUCUACGUGAUUCAUCAUGAUGACUGCUAGCUUGUUAGCUAAGAUUUUGAAAGUAUGAUGUUGACAUGAUCAGUCCAAUCAAAGCUAUGGUAGAUAUAACAUGAUUUGACGUCAUUUUAUCUGUGGCCAAUGACCUUGAGCCUUCUUUGAUGGCCACUUCUAAUAUGAAUGGCAGCCCGUAGAUUCUGCGUUGACAUAGUGUCCCCAUGAGCGACAGAACACUGAGCCAAUCACGCCGCAAUUAGAGAAGAUUACCAACGCCUACGUUCUUUAUUUUUGCUGGCUGCCCAUCCACCACAGAAAGCACUGAGCUAGGCUGAAACACCUGCAUUUUAGAGCUGCCUUACUCAAGAAAGAGACCAUGUUUGUUUGUUUGGCUUUAUUAACUCAAGGAUUUUUUUAAAUGUUGACAUUGUGUGCAAACUCAUAUGUGACACGAAUUAAUGCCAAAAUAACAUACAAAACAGGCAAAAAAUUUGAAUACAAAAUAUAUAUAUACUGAACAAAAAUAUAAGCGCAACAUGCAACAAUUUCAAUUUUAUGGUAGAGAAAUGAACAUUCAAUUAUCUGGCAACAGCUCUGGUGGACAUUCCUGCAGUCAGCAUGCCAAUUGCACACUCCCUCAAAACUUGAGACAUCUUUGGCAUUGUGUUGUGGGACAAAAUUGCACAUUUUAGUGGCAUUUUAUUGUCCCCAGCACAAAGUGCACCUGUGUAAUGAUCAUGCUGUUUAAUCAGCUUCUUUAUAUGCCACACUUGUCAGGUGUAUAGAUUAUCUUGGCAAACGAGAAAUGUUCACUAACAGGGAUGUAAACAAAUGUGUGCACAAAAUAUGCAAGAAAUACACUUCUUGUGCGUAUGGAAAAAUUCUGGGAUCUUUUAUUUCAGCUCAUGAAACAUGGCACCAACACUUUACAUGUUGCGUUUGUAUUUUUGUUCAGUAUAUAAAUAUAUAUUUUUGCUAAACAGGUGGGGCUCAAAACCCCACCUGCCCUGAAUGAGGGGUCGCCACUGCAAACACACCAUAUCCCUGUAUGUAAGAAUGUCUGUGUUGUAAUAAAAAAGGUAGUGUGUGUUUAUGUUUAAUCUCUUAGACCUCUCUGUGUGAGUAGGGCAGGCCGGGUGCAGACAGACCCCAGGCGACCCAUGGGCUGGGCCCAAUGAAGGAACACGGGGUUCUGUUCCAGUGUAAACCUGAGAACUGGACCGACCAGAGGAAGCCGGCCCCCACCAUGACCUACUGGGUUAUAGGGUACGUGACAGAACAAAAUACUAAAUGGUACCCUGUUCCCUUUGUAGUGCACUAUUUAGAACUCUGGAUAAAACUAGUGUGCUUAUAUGGGGAUUAGGGUACAUCGGAGGACAACGUGUUUCAUGUGAAUCUCAAAUGGCACACUAUUCCCUAUGUAGUGCACUAUUUAGCACUCUGGUCAAUGUACUAUAUGGGGACUAGGGUGCCAUUUGAGACAUAGCCAAGCCAACUACACUACCAGUCAAAAGUUUUAGAACACCUACUCAUUCAAGGGUUUUUCUUUAUUUUUACAUUGUAGAAUAAUAGUGAAGACAUCAAAACUAUGAAAUAACACAUAUGGAAUCAUGUAGUAAGCAAAAAAGUGUUAAACAAAUCAAAAUAUACUUUAAAUUUGAGAUUCUUCAAAUGGCCACCCUUUGCCUUGAUGACAGCUUUGCACACUCUUGGCAUUCUCUCAACCAUCUUCAUGAGGUAGUCACCUGGAACGCAUUUCAAUUAACAGGUGUGCCUUCUUAAAGUUAAUUUGUGGAAUUUCUUUCCUUCUUAAUGCCUUUGAGCCAAUCAGUUGUGUUGUGACAAGGUAGGGGGGGUAUACAGAAGAUAGCCCUAUUUGGUAAAAGACCAAGUCCAUAUUAUAGCAAGAACAGCUCAAAUAAGCAAAGAGAAACAACAGUCCAUCAUUACUUUAAAGACAUGAAGGUCAGUCAAUACGGAACAUUUCAAGAACUUUGAACGUUUCUUCAAGUGCAGUCACAAAAACCAUCAAGCACUAUGAUGAAACUGGCUGUCAUGAGGACCACCACAGGAAUGGAAGACCCAGAGUUACCUUUGCUGCAGAGGAUAAGUUCAUUAGAGUUACCAGCCUCAGAAAUUGCAGGCCAAAUAAAUGCUUCAUAGAGUUCAAGUCACACACAUCUCAACAUCAACUGUUCAGAGGGGACUGUGUGAAUCAGGCCUUCAUGGUCGAAUUGCUGCAAGGAAACCACUACUAAAGGACACCAAUAAUAAGAAGAGACCUGCUUGGGCCAAGAAACACGAGCAAUGGACAUUAGACCGGUGGAAAUGUGUCAUUUGGUCUGGAGUCCAAAUUGUCUUUGUGAGACGGGGUUUGGGUGAACGGAUGAUCUCUGCAUGUGUAGUUCCCACUGUAAAGCAUGGAGGAGGAGGUGUUAUGGUGUGGGAGUGCUUUGCUGGUGACACUGUGAUUUAUUUAGAAUUCAAGGCACACUUAACCAGCAUGGCUACCACAGCAUUCUGCAGCGAAACGCCAUCCCAUCUGGUUUGGGCUUAGUGGGACUAUCAUUUGUUUUUCAACAGGACAAUAACCCAACACAUCUCCAGGAAGGAGCGUGAUGGAGUGUUGCAUCAGAUGACCUGGCCUCCACAAUCCCCCGACCACAAUCCAAUUGAGAUGGUUUGGGAUGAAUCAGACCGCAGAGUGAAGGAAAAGCAGCCAACAAGUGCUCAGCAUAUGUGGGAACUCCUUCAAGACUGUUGGAAAAGCAUUCCAGGUGAAGCUGGUUGAGAGAAUGCCAAGAGUGUGCAAAGAUGUCAAGGCAAAGGGUGGCUACUUUGAAGAAUCUCAAAUAUAAAAUAGAUUUUGAUUUGUUUAACACCUUUUUGGUUACUACUUGAUUCAAUAUGUGUUAUUUCAUAGUUUUGAUGUCUUCACUAUUAUUCUACAAAGUAGAAAAGAGUAAAAAUAAAGAAAAACCCUUGAAUGAGUAGGUUUCCAAACUUUUGACUGGUACUGUUUGUCUGUGCUUACCUUAUGAUUGAGUCUCCUAAGAAUUAUGAUAUUUAUCUUGCCUCUGUAUACAGUGUUAUGAAUUAUAUAUUCUAGGGGGGUUGAAUGUAGGCUAGGGAGAAUGGCUGUACUUGUAGUAAUGACUGAUGGCACUUUGGGAUGUCUCGACUGUUGCUUUUGGACGUGCUCCUGGGUUUCAGAGGUGUGUGUGCACUCAGAAAGCGAGAGGUCUGUCUGGGUGGUCAAGUACAGAAAUGGAAAGUAAACCACUUGGAGUUAACUUUGAGUGAGAGGCUGGGAAUAGCAGACUACCAUGUAACAGCUGGGCUCUGGCUUACUGUGAAAUUCAGACAUAUACUGGGCAUAGAGAUGUCCAUUUAUCAAGGUGUUGCUGCGGUAUUGUCUACUCUCCUGACUUCUAGUACAUUUUGUUUGAUUUAGUCCUUCUUUGUCACUCAGCAAUUAUACAUCCUGCCUAUACUCUAGCUUGAAACACACACUGCCAUUUCCCUCCUCUGUUGUCUGUGUUCCAGCCGGAUGCUUCUAGAACCUGUCCCUCAGGAAUUCUACGUGUGUUUCCAUGACUCCGUGGCAGAGGUUCCCGUGGAGAUGGCCUUCCGCCUGUCUUUCGGCCUGGCCUUGUGACGAGCCAUCUGACAACAGUCUCUUAUGAACUCUGAUAACACUACUACCUAUCGACAGACAACAGCAGAGCACAACCCUGGGUCCUGUUCAUUAGGCACCA
Coregonus sp. 'balchen' is the source of this 12156-nucleotide messenger RNA. Lineage: Eukaryota; Metazoa; Chordata; Actinopteri; Salmoniformes; Salmonidae. The record is from the annotation of a GenBank genome assembly.